AAAAAAAUCACGUUCAAUGCUACAGGUACAGCAGCUUGAGAUACAUAUUAAAGAUUAUUUUGUUUCGUAUCGUUUGCGGAAUUAAGGCGCGCAUUUGAAUCUUUGACGAUGGCAAUGAGUUUUCAAGUUUUUUUUCAGUAUUAUUUGUGACUUUUGAUUACGUACUAACUUUGUGCGUUGUGAAUUUUGUGUGGAUUCCUCAUAAACGUCGUUAGUAAAAAGACAAUUGGUGAUUUCUUAUACGGAACAUGGACUACUAUUUAGGAUACAUCUUAACAGUAUUAUUAACCAUAUUUAGAACAUUAAAGAAUUAUAUGAGAACUGUGAUUUUGGCUUGGAAGUUGCCAGGACCCACAGCUUUACCCAUAUUGGGCAACGUUCUUAUUUUAAAAAAUCACACAGAACUAAUAUAUCUGGGCAACCAUGCCCCCAACAUGUAUGGUAAAUUUUUCAGGGUUUGGUGUUCCAUUUUACCUGCUAUCUUCAUCACUGAACCGAGACACUUAAAGCAGAUUCUUUCGACGAACAAAAACAAUGAGAAGAGUCUCUUCUAUAGGGCAUUCCACAAUUUUAUAGGAGAAGGUCUGAUAACAAACAACGGAUAUAAGUGGAAAAAGAAUAGGAAGAUGAUACAGCCCUAUUUCCACAUGAAUAUUUUGGAGAAGUUUGUAGAUCUAUUCACAGAAUGCUCUAGCAGAUUUGUAAGCAAACUUGAAGGGGAGCAGACAGUGAAAAUUACCCCAUUUAUCAACGACUGCGUGCUGGAUAUUCUUCAUAACGGAGUAUUAGGAGUGCCCUUUGAUCAAGAUUCUCCAUACAGGAAAGGUCAACUGCAGGCGAUAGAACGAUUUGUGAGACCAUGGCUACUUUUUGAUUCAAUAUUCGAUAGAACCAAUUCUGCAAAUUAUGAAAAGAAACAAAAGCAUAAUCUCCAUUCAUAUACUGAAGAAGUUCUCAAUAACAGAAGACAGGAAAUAAAGAAAGGAACCAAAGGAACCAAAACAUGUUUCCUAGACAUGUUCAUAGAAAUAGCUGACAACAAUUCUCAGUUUACCGAAGAGGAUAUUAUUAAUGAAAUUGUUACAUUUAUGUUAGCGGGACAAGAUUCAGUGGGAGCAACGAUAGCUUUCUCUAUGUAUUAUUUGGCUAAAUAUCCAGAAAUUCAAGACAAAGUGUUAAAGGAAAUCUCAGGGAUAGAUGCUACUCAGAAAAUAUCAAUCAAAGAACUUAACGAAAUGAAAUAUCUAGAGCAAGUCGUCAAAGAGACGUUAAGACUGACUCCAGCUGUCCCCAUCAUCACAAGGGUGCUAACAGAAGAUGUAACGUUAGAUGAAACAGUAUUCCCAAAUGGUACAAUUAUUUUUAUUUCACCGUUUAUGACGCAGAGGCUGCCUCACGUGUUUCCAGAUCCAAACACAUUUAAUCCAGAUCGGUUUGAAGAAUCAAAUCUGGAAAAUAUACACCCAUACGCGUUUUUACCUUUUAGUCUUGGACCAAGAAACUGCAUAGGAUACAAAUUUGCAAUGAUAGAGGUCAAGACUGUACUAUUUUACGUAUUAAAAAAAUUCCAAUUAUCACCAGCUAAGGGCAAGGAAGAGCUCAGUCUGUCCUACAGGGCGACUAUAAGGGCGAGUGGUGGCAUUUGGGUGAAUUUAAAACAUAGAAAAAGUUAGUGCAUUAGAAUUAGUUUAUUAAUAAAAUAAAUUUAAAAA
This is a messenger RNA of Diabrotica virgifera virgifera (western corn rootworm), 1712 nucleotides long. RefSeq names its product probable cytochrome P450 4aa1 (gene Cyp4aa1). The transcript has 10 exons. The coding region runs from base 249 to 1673 and encodes 474 amino acids. Lineage: Eukaryota; Metazoa; Arthropoda; Insecta; Coleoptera; Chrysomelidae. The record is from RefSeq and is a predicted model, not a curated record. Gene Ontology annotation, molecular function: monooxygenase activity; oxidoreductase activity, acting on paired donors, with incorporation or reduction of molecular oxygen; heme binding.